Messenger RNA from Lactuca virosa, 468 nucleotides. The record is from the annotation of a GenBank genome assembly. Lineage: Eukaryota; Viridiplantae; Streptophyta; Magnoliopsida; Asterales; Asteraceae.
AUGACAGAUUAUCAGACCUACAAUCCGCAACACCAUGUCGGAGGAGGAGUAGGAGGAAUGCACCAGCAGCAGUACACCAACACCUCUCCGCGGGCUCACCAAGCAGUCAAAGCAGCCACGGCCGCCACCGCCGGUGGCUCACUCCUGGUUCUCUCCGGUCUCACACUGGCCGGGACUGUUAUCGCACUGACAAUCGCCACUCCGCUACUUGUGAUCUUCAGUCCGGUGCUUGUCCCGGCUGCCAUCACCGUGUUUCUUCUGGCCACUGGAUUUUUGACGUCGGGAGGAUUUGGAGUGGCGGCGGUGACGGUGUUAUCAUGGAUUUACAAGUACGCGACUGGUGGGCACCCACCAGGGGCUGACUCACUGGAUCAGGCUAGGGAUAAGUUGGGCUACAAAGCUCGGGAGAUGAAGGGGAGGGCGGAGCAAGCCACCGGAAUGGGACACCACCAGAGAGCUGAUCUGUAG